GUGCUACGCUUUGCUCUACGGCAGUAAUAUGGUAGGCUGAUAAGCCUCCAAGAGAAGUCCAUAAUAUGCUUACUUCGUGAUAGAUAUCCAUGUGGUCUAUCAUGCCAGAUAAUUCAGCCAGCACUUUUGAAAGUCGUCCAGUUUAACUUUGCUGUUGCUUGCCAAAUUAUCAAGAUAUGACAAAUCACUUUAUACCCCAGACUAUCUUUUCAUUUCAUGAACAUGAUUUUUUACUUCUUUUUCCAUCUGGUAUACCGUCUUUAUUACUUCUGGUUGAUAUCGAGUAGGCAACACACUUUUGGAUGGGGGUGAAACGCUCUCUUGUCGCGCAAGCAAAGGAGGGUCAAAUUUCAGUGGCUUGGGGACGUUGUCUGAGUUGAAGAAAAUUUUCGACAGCAGUCAUUUUCUCGCUUGCAAAAAAAAAAAAAAAAAAUUGGUAACGUGUUAAUACUUCACCUUCUAUCCUCAAAAUGCCAUCGACUUUCCGUACUUUGGAAAGAGAGGAAGCGUUCCGGAAUCCCUCCAACAAGAAGUUUGGAACUCCAGAACUUCAAGAGGUUGUAAAACCUCAUUUGGAAUCGUUUGACUCUCUUACGAAAUUUGGCAAUGGAGACACCGGAUUGCUCGACCUGGCCGUAAAGGACAUUGGACAUAAAACUGUAUUCGAUGGAGUAGGUGAAGACGGUCUUGGCAACAAAAUCACUUACUGGAUUGAGGGUAUUUCCAUUGCAAAACCCGCUGUUAACGUUAGAGAUACCACUUCUCUUCACCGCGAGAUAUACCCUUCCGAAUGCAGAGAACGUUUGAUCACUUAUAAAGGCAGACUUCAAGCCACCAUCAACUGGAGAUUCAACGAUGGUCCCGUCAACACAGAAUUGAAGGACUUGGGCCAGGUUCCAUUGAUGAUCAAAUCUAACAAGUGUCACCUUUACGGGUUAUACUCCAAAGGCCUCGUCGAACGCCAUGAGGAGUCAGAAGAAAUGGGUGGUUACUUUAUCGUCAACGGUAUCGAAAAGAUCAUUCGUCUAUUGAUUGUUCCUCGUCGUAACCACGUUGUCGCUAUUAUCCGAAACUCUUUCCAAAACAGAGGUCCAACUUACUCACCCUAUGGUUGUUCUAUUCGUUGCACACGUCCCGACCAAACCUCUCUCACAAACACUGUGCAUUAUCUCACUGACGGAAACGCUAUGAUCCGUUUCGCCUGGAGAAAGCAAGAAUACAUGAUUCCUGCUAUUAUGAUUUUGAAAGCUCUUAUCGACACUUCUGAUAAAGAAAUUUUUGAUGCUCUUUGCCAAGGUGAUACCAAGAACACCUUCUUGACCGACCGUAUUGAACUGUUGCUGAGAAGUUUCAAGGUCUACAAUCUAUACACUCGAGAAUCUUGCCUUCGAUAUUUGGGUGACAAAUUCAGAGUCGUAAUGGAUGUUGCAGAAGACAUGACAGAUGUUCAAGUUGGUGAAGAAUUGCUCCGCAAAGCCGUACUUGUACAUUUGAAGGAGGGUCGUGAUAAGUUCAACCUUUUGGUGUUCAUGAUCCGAAAAUUGUAUUCUCUUGUAUCUGGCGAAUGCUGUGAAGAUAACCCGGAUUCACCCCAACAUCAAGAAGUAUUACUUGGAGGUCACUUGUACGGUAUGAUUUUGAAGGAGAAAUUGUUCGACUGGCUCUCCUCCAUCAAGGCUCAAAUUCGUACCGAUAUCCGGUUGAAGAGUUCCAAGGUCGACUUUAUGAACAACAAAUACUUCACUGGCGUAAUGACAAAAGUUCCAAGCGAUGUGGGAGGCAAGCUCUCUUACUUUUUGGCUACCGGCAACUUGGUGUCUAACACUGGUUUGGAUUUGCAACAAGCUACCGGAUACACCAUCGUGGCUGAAAAGCUUAACUUUUACCGAUACAUCUCACAUUUCCGUUGUAUCCAUCGUGGUGCUUUCUUCGCUGAACUCAAGACCACAACGGUUCGUAAAUUGCUUCCAGAAGCAUGGGGUUUCCUUUGUCCAGUCCAUACUCCGGAUGGUUCCCCGUGCGGUCUGUUGAAUCACUUGGCUCACAAAUGUAAGGUCGUCAAUGAACCACUGGAUGUGUCCAUGAUGCCACGCCUUCUUGCUUCUCUUGGUGUUUCACAACCUGUUCUUCACACCAUCAAUCGACCUGAUUACGUUUGUGUACAGUUGGACGGUAAAAUUGUUGGAUGGUGUAGUAUCAAAUCAGCACUCAAGGUCUCUCAAAGCUUGCGAUUCUGGAAGGUUACUGGUCAACACAAUGUCCCUGCUGAUCUUGAGAUUGGCUACGUCCCAACUUCCCAUGGUGGUCAAUACCCUGGCUUGUAUCUUUUCUCCACACCAGCUCGUAUGAUGCGACCUGUCAAAUACUUGGCUAACGGUAACACCGAUAUGAUUGGCUCAUUUGAACAAGUCUAUAUGGAUAUCGCAUGUUUGCAGGAUGAAGUCAUUCCUGGUAUCAGCACUCAUAUUGAAUUCACACCCACCAAUGUGCUUAGUAUUGUUGCCAAUAUGACUCCAUUCUCCGACUUCAACCAGUCACCCCGUAACAUGUACCAAUGUCAGAUGGGUAAACAAACCAUGGGUACCCCCUCCACAGCACUUAAUCACCGUACAGAUAACAAGAUGUAUCGUCUUCAAAGUGGACAAACGCCUGUUGUUCGUCCUGAUCUACAUAACCUUUAUGGAUUCGACGGUUUCCCUAACGGUACCAAUGCUAUCGUUGCCGUCAUCUCUUAUACCGGUUACGAUAUGGAAGAUGCUAUGAUUCUUAACAAAUCUGUUCACGAACGAGGGUUCGGUUAUGGUACGGUGUAUAAGGCUGAAGUCGUCGAUUUGAGUGACCUCCGUGUCACCGGAGAACCCAUUAUGCACCACUUUGGACUUGCUGGCGGUGUUAACAAGAAGAUCCGAGAAAAGUUGGAUGAAGAUGGUUUACCGUUCAUUGGUGUACAACUCAAGGCUGGCGAUCCUCUCUGUGCCUAUGUUGACGAAACCACUGGUCAAACCAUUAUCAAGAAAUACAAGGGUCCUGAAGAUGGUUUGGUCGAUGAAGUCCGUUUGAUUGGCGAUGAUGCGUCGUCCACGGAAUUGCAAAAGGUUCAUAUCAAGCUUCGUAUUACCCGUUCUCCCAUCAUUGGUGACAAGUUCUCCUCUCGUCACGGUCAAAAGGGUGUUUGCUCACAAAAAUGGCCUGCUGUGGAUAUGCCUUUCACUGAAUCAGGUAUGCAACCUGAUGUUAUUAUCAACCCUCACGCUUUCCCCUCUCGUAUGACCAUUGGUAUGUUUGUCGAGAGUUUGGCGGGUAAAGCAGGAGCAUUGCAUGGUAUUGCUCAAGAUUCCACCCCGUUCAAAUUUAAUGAACAAAAUACCGCUGCCGAUUACUUUGGAGAACAACUUCUUGCUGCUGGUUAUAAUUACCACGGUAACGAAGCCAUGUAUUCUGGUAUUACGGGUGAAGAACUCAAGAUGGACAUUUACAUUGGCGUUGUGUACUACCAGAGAUUGAGACACAUGGUUAGCGACAAGUAUCAAGUACGUACAACUGGGCCUGUGCACAACUUGACCAUGCAGCCUGUCAAGGGUCGUAAGCGAGCCGGUGGUAUUCGUUUCGGUGAGAUGGAGCGCGACUCUCUAUUAGCUCACGGUGUCAGUUUCCUAUUGCAAGAUCGCUUGAUGAAUUGUUCAGACUAUUCACAGGCACACGUCUGUCGACUUUGUGGUUCACUGGUAUCGCCCAUCUCCACGAAGGUGGCCUCAUCUGUGUCAUCUCGACGAAAUGUUGAGUGCAGAGUAUGCAAUACUUCCAAGGGUAUUGAUGUGGUAGCCAUUCCAUAUGUGUUCCGUUAUUUGACCACCGAAUUGAUGAGCAUGGGUAUCAAGCUAACCCUAGGCGUUAAACCAUAGACUAAAAGUCAGAACCACGCAUUCAUGGAACCAUCGCUUUUGCAUAUUAUUUUUUUGACACCUUUUGUAGAUUAUCAGCACCCAAACCAAAAGAAAGAGACCCUUUGGUGAUCGUCUCCAACCGCUUCUCUUUUGUUCUUCACACAUCCAUUUUACCAUCCACUCUUUCGUUUAAUACAGUGGCCUCCUUCCAUUCCAUAAAAUAUAAAAAUCAAAUAAAACGGUUCAAAGGAAUAUAAAAAAAAAAUAAAAAUUGGCUAAUGAACGGAUUUUCGGUCGUGCAAAUCGAGUCGAGACCUGUUGAAGCCUAUUUUUAAAACCGCUAG
Molecule: messenger RNA, 4228 nt
Organism: Umbelopsis ramanniana AG
Lineage: Eukaryota; Fungi; Mucoromycota; Umbelopsidomycetes; Umbelopsidales; Umbelopsidaceae
Exons: 3
Coding region: 471-3902 (1143 amino acids)
Biological process (GO): DNA-templated transcription
Cellular component (GO): nucleus; RNA polymerase I complex
Molecular function (GO): DNA-directed RNA polymerase activity; ribonucleoside binding; DNA binding
Source: RefSeq, a predicted model, not a curated record